Molecule: messenger RNA, 1797 nt
Organism: Heterocephalus glaber (naked mole-rat)
Lineage: Eukaryota; Metazoa; Chordata; Mammalia; Rodentia; Bathyergidae
Gene: Fst
Product: follistatin
Biological process (GO): multicellular organism development; cell differentiation
Cellular component (GO): extracellular region
Molecular function (GO): protein binding
Source: RefSeq, a predicted model, not a curated record
UCGCUCCUACGCAAAUAAGAAGUCGGCGAUUCCCUUCCAGCCGCUUUGAUUUCGGGCACCUCCGACAGAUAAUUGGGAAGGGUUUCCAGAAGGUGGGAAAUGUCACCUGAUUCACACUGAACUUUUAAAAGCUCCCCACCCCCAAGGAGCCGCGCACACCCUUGCUCGCGGCUGCCCUCCCACAGCCCCACACACUUGGAGACCGCCCACCGCAAACCGCGGAGACCCCAGUCUAGAUUUAAGGCGCGGCUGCGCCCGGCUUCUGACGUCCAUUGAAUCGCGCGGGCGGCCGGCGGCGAGCGCGGGGCUGCACCGGGAUCGCUGCGCCCUCCGCCGCUCGCCUCUGCGACGCGCGCCGCUCGCUCUAACCAACGCCGCGCUCUCUGCCCCGCGCCUGCCCCCAGGAUGGUCCGCGCCAGGCACCAGCCCGGCGGGCUUUGCCUCCUCCUGCUGCUGCUCUGCCAGUUCAUGGAGGACCGCAGCGCCCAGGCUGGGAAUUGCUGGCUCCGCCAAGCGAAGAACGGCCGCUGCCAGGUCCUGUACAAGACAGAGCUGAGCAAGGAAGAGUGCUGCAGCACCGGACGCUUGAGCACCUCCUGGACCGAAGAAGACGUGAAUGACAACACACUCUUUAAAUGGAUGAUUUUCAACGGGGGCGCCCCCAACUGCAUCCCUUGUAAAGAAACGUGUGAGAACGUGGACUGUGGACCAGGGAAAAAAUGCCGAAUGAACAAGAAGAACAAACCUCGCUGUGUCUGCGCUCCAGAUUGUUCAAACAUCACCUGGAAGGGUCCAGUCUGUGGGCUGGAUGGGAAAACCUACCGCAACGAAUGUGCACUCCUCAAAGCCAGAUGUAAAGAGCAGCCAGAGCUGGAAGUGCAGUACCAGGGCAAAUGUAAAAAGACCUGUCGGGAUGUUUUCUGUCCAGGCAGCUCCACAUGUGUGGUGGACCAGACCAAUAAUGCCUACUGUGUGACAUGUAAUCGGAUUUGCCCAGAGCCCACCUCCUCUGAGCAGUAUCUCUGUGGGAAUGAUGGAGUGACAUAUUCCAGUGCCUGCCACCUGAGAAAGGCCACCUGCCUGCUGGGCAGAUCGAUUGGAUUAGCCUAUGAGGGAAAGUGUAUCAAAGCAAAGUCCUGUGAAGAUAUCCAGUGCAGUGGUGGAAAAAAGUGUUUAUGGGAUUUCAAGGUUGGCAGAGGCCGGUGUUCGCUCUGUGAUGAGCAGUGCCCUGACAGUAAGUCGGAUGAGCCUGUCUGUGCCAGUGACAAUGCCACUUACGCCAGCGAAUGUGCCAUGAAGGAAGCUGCCUGCUCUUUAGGUGUGCUGUUGGAAGUAAAGCACUCCGGAUCUUGCAAUUGAAUCUGCCUGUAAAACCUGAGCCAUUGAUUCUUCAGAACUUUCUGCAGUUUUUUGACUUCAUAGAUUAUGGGUUUUUAAAAAUUUAAACUUAUUACAUAACAGCAGAUGCCAAAACAAAUAAAAGCAUCUCACUGCAAGUUACAUAAAAAUGCAACGCUGUAAUAUGGCUGUAUGAGAGGGCUUUGAAAACAUGCACUCAGCUGCUUCUGCGCUGUUGUUGUCCAUAUUUAAACAACAGCUCCCCUGUAUUCCCCCAUCUAGCCAUUUCGGAAGACACCGAGGAAGAAGAAGAAGAUGAAGACCAGGACUACAGCUUUCCUAUAUCUUCUAUUCUAGAGUGGUAAACCCUCCACCAGUGUUCAUGUUCACACAGGCUUUGAGUAAAACAAAAAAAAAAAAAAAGAAAGAAAGAAAAAGAAAAAAUAUAUUGUCCAUACU